GAGGUCAGAGCCUGGGGCUGGCUCCACCUAGCACUGGCCUGCUGUGGUGUGGGUGCUUAAGUGGAAGCCCAGGAAGGGACGCAGGGAAUGUGCCCGGGUUGAAGCCGUGGAUCUAACUGGAGGGCCGCACUGCAAGCUUCGAAGGGGACAGAGGCAAGGACAGGACGCCCUCAUCCCCAUUCCUGGCCAGAACUGCGGAGUCUGGGUGUCAGGAUUGGGAGAGGGGCCAGAAGAUGGGUAGUGGGGAGAGAGGGCGGUAGGACCCGGAGGGAAGCUUCCUUACCCGGGGAGGGAACCAGGCGGGAGGAAAGGAGGGGCGGGGGAGAGAGAAAAGGGGAAGGUGAUGGGGAGCGGGCGCCCGCACUUGCCGAGCAGCAAGAGUUGCAAGGCUAGGGCAGCCCGGACCUGGACUCUAUAAAAGGAGUCCAUCUGCUGUGCCGCUCACACGCUCCUCCGGGACUGGCGCACGCUGCGUUCGUCCAGCUCCCUAAGACACCUGCCCCUUACCCGCGUGCCGCGCCAGGUCCCCCAGACCCGUGCACCCAGCAGCAUGGCUCCAAGCGGUGCCAGUGGGUCCGAGGUGAUGGUGGCAGUGGCGGCGCGUUGCGGGCAGCCGCAGCCACAGCCCCAGCCCCCGAGUCCCCCUUCUUGCGGCCCCGUCUCCGCGGGGCAGCUAGCCGGAGUGGCCAGCGCGUGAAAAGAAGGGAGGGCAGAGCUCCGGAGCGAGGCGCGGCGCAGCGCGGCUCCCAGACUUCACCCCACCCAGCUCUGGCGGCCAAAGCAGCCGCAGGAAACUGCCCGAGUCUGGGGAGGGGGCGGGAAUGCAAGACCAGGACUCCUGGCUGGCCUGCCAGCUUCGGUCUCAACAGCCAGGAAACUCUUGCGGGCCGAUUCUGCAGAUCAAGGAGCGCCUGGGUUAGGAGACUCAGCCCGGAGCAACUGGGGUAAGAGACCCCACCUGGCUGAUGCUCCCUUCUCAAACAAUACAUCACCCUCCGCUACUAGACGCCUUGAGUAGGAUCCGGAGUGGAGCUGGGCUUGGUGGGCCAGUCCUUAGCAACCCAGGGCUAAGACGGGGAGUGGAGAGGAGCAGGCAGAGCCGCGGCGGCAGCGCCCGGCGCACUGGAAGUGCAGAAGACGCGCUCGUCUGCCUAGGCUGCCGCACCCUUGACCUCUAGUUUCAGCUGGGAAUCUGGGUGGAGGAAUAAUUGAGAAUCCCACGGCACUGACUAGCAAUCGAGAGACAAGACUGUGGUCUCCUCCGCGGUCCUUCCGCCCUUUCCCUCGUUCGCUCCAUGCCCGAGAGCUGCGCUCCAGAGCCGUGUAGAGGAGAGACAUGGAAGAAACCAACACUCAUUGCGCCCCACCGCCGCCCGCGGGCUCCCAGACCGGGGUUUCUCAAGCCAACCUCUCCUCCGCUCCCCCCAAUUGCAGCACCGAGGGCUAUAUUUACCAGGACUCCAUCGCCCUGCCCUGGAAAGUACUCCUGAUCCUGGUGCUGGCGCUCUUCACCUUGGCCACCACGCUCUCCAAUGCUUUUGUGAUUGCCACUGUGUACCGGACCCGGAAGCUGCACACCCCAGCCAACUACCUGAUCGCAUCCCUGGCGGUAACCGACCUGCUCGUAUCCAUCCUGGUGAUGCCCAUCAGCACCAUGUACACGGUCACCGGCCGCUGGACGCUGGGCCAGGUGGUCUGCGACUUCUGGCUGUCGUCGGACAUCACCUGUUGCACAGCUUCCAUCCUGCACCUCUGUGUCAUCGCCCUGGACCGCUACUGGGCCAUCACGGACGCUGUGGAGUACUCCGCUAAAAGGACUCCCAAGAGGGCCGCGGUCAUGAUCGCGCUGGUGUGGGUCUUCUCCAUCUCCAUCUCGCUGCCGCCCUUCUUCUGGCGUCAAGCCAAAGCCGAGGAGGAGGUGUCGGACUGCAGGGUGAACACCGACCACAUGCUCUACACAGUUUACUCCACGGUGGGCGCUUUCUACUUCCCCACCCUGCUCCUCAUCGCCCUCUACGGCCGCAUCUAUGUGGAAGCCCGCUCCCGGAUUUUGAAACAGACGCCCAACAGGACCGGCAAGCGCCUGACCCGAGCCCAGCUGAUAACCGACUCCCCCGGGUCCACGUCCUCGGUCACCUCCGUUAACUCCCGGGCUCCUGAUGUGCCCAGCGAAUCCGGGUCCCCUGUGUACGUGAACCAAGUCAAAGUGCGAGUCUCUGACGCCCUGCUAGAGAAGAAGAAGCUCAUGGCCGCUAGGGAGCGCAAAGCCACUAAGACCCUGGGGAUCAUUUUGGGAGCCUUUAUUGUGUGUUGGCUGCCCUUCUUCAUCAUCUCCCUGGUGAUGCCUAUUUGCAAGGAUGCCUGCUGGUUCCACCUGGCCAUCUUUGACUUCUUCACGUGGCUGGGCUAUCUCAACUCCCUUAUCAACCCCAUCAUCUAUACCAUGUCCAAUGAGGACUUCAAACAAGCGUUCCAUAAACUGAUACGCUUUAAGUGCACAGGUUGACUUGUCAGUUGCAGUGGGGUAGCCUAAGCGGCCCUUGGGGACCAUGUUGUGUCUGGUUCCACAGGGCAAGAUUACACAACAAAAGAUGAAAAAUGCAUUAUCUAAAUAAAAAGGAGUAGCCCUGAAGGAUCAUCUGCACAGAAAACAAAAUAUGUAUGUGGAGCAUUUUGUAUGCCAAAGAAGAUUUACACUCCAUUCUUCAGAGAGCUUUCUGCAGUGUGAUACCUUUUGUCUGCAGAAGCAAGUUGUCUUUGUAAAAUGGAUUCCUUCCCUGCUUGAAGCUCCCCAGUCCAGACUCUCAGACAAUAGAUGUAUUGAGCUGAAGUACACUGUUUUCCUACUGUGCAGAUCUUCACUCUGGGGUAAUGACUCUUGAAAAUACACUAUUCAAAAGUUCACACAUAAACUAAGUAAAAAGGGGAAUUUUGAUCAACAUUUACACCUGCCGUUGGAGUAAAAUAAAAUUUGAGGCAUUGGAUAAUCCCUAUGUUUCUGUUAUAUCCCCCAGGUUUUUGUUUGUUUGUUUUGUGACAUUUCUCCUAUGGAGAAAUCUAGCUUACUAUUGAUUGGAAUGUGCAUACAGCACAGUAUUUGUGUUUAUGUUAUUAAUAUGUUUGUCUUUUGUCUAUGCAGCUGUGUUUUCUUUGGGCCUAAGAAACAAUUAAGCCAACUUCUAGGAGCCUGAGGGGGAAAAUUAAUUGAAAUAAAUAAAUAAAUUGAAACUUGCAAAUGAGUUCUUUCUAGGGAACCUACAAUGAUUGUGUCCUCAUAUUAACAAAACAUGGUCAAUUUAGUCACAUGGACUGUUUGCCAUUUGUAGAUUACCCACUUACAGUUUUGCUUCAUUAUUUGGCUGAAUUGACUGAAUUUGGGGCAUAUUGUGUGCAGUAGAAGCUUGCAAACCCUUGUAGUUAUACGAGAUCUAGACUCAUCAUCCAGCAUCGCAUAUGAUAAUGCAAAGUGUAUCAUUCAUCCCAGGGAUAUGUAGUUAACGACUGUUACACUCCUUCUCUGUUACUGCUGCCUAUAGCAUUGUUUGUUCAUCAACUAGACAUAUGGAUUUUUUGCAGAACAUAAAAUGGGAGAUGGAAAUGUUCAACUUGUAUAGAAAUGAAAAUACGUCUUCAUUGGCUGUGGUAACAAAUAACAUUUGCCAUAUUGUUUAAUUGCACAAAGAUUCACACAAAUAUAUGAAUGUAUACUCAUUCAAAAAUACCAAUGUUGUCUUGUGUUUCUAGCAAUUUUAGAGUUUCCUUUAAAAAAAAUGGACACGGUACCCAUGAAUAAUGGUUAUUGAGUUCAACAAAUUUCCUACAGAACAAUAUUCUUCACUUUUCCUAUUAUCUUAGUUUUAUCUUCUUUAACCAGGAAACCCUGUGAGGACUAUAAUUCAUGCAAGCAGUAAAAUCUCAGAUUAUGUGUAUUUGAUGGAGUUGCUGUAACUAAAAAUUGCCUUUGGUAUUCCACCUUUCAACAAAUGUGUAAUUGGAAAUGAAAUUUCAGAGAAUAAUGAAAUAAAGUCCUUUUCGUGCUCAAAAAA
Molecule: messenger RNA, 4046 nt
Organism: Felis catus (domestic cat)
Lineage: Eukaryota; Metazoa; Chordata; Mammalia; Carnivora; Felidae
Gene: HTR1B
Product: 5-hydroxytryptamine receptor 1B
Exons: 2
Coding region: 1337-2506 (389 amino acids)
Biological process (GO): adenylate cyclase-activating adrenergic receptor signaling pathway; bone remodeling; vasoconstriction
Cellular component (GO): plasma membrane
Molecular function (GO): G protein-coupled serotonin receptor activity
Source: RefSeq, a predicted model, not a curated record